AUGUCCGCGUCUACCUCAACACCGAACCUGGCCGUAGCUAUCACAACGACCGGACCUGCCAGUCGACAUGUCCCCGAGUUCAGGACGGAACGUCUCCUGUGUCGACCUCUCGUUGAAGAGGAUUGGCCAGAAUACCACAAGAUGCUACAGGAAGAACAGACGAUGAUCAACGCGGGCGUGGGUCCAAUGUUGUUUCCUAGAGCAGCUCGAGCCUACUUCGAUGAUCAACGAGAAGAUUGGGCAUCAGUUGGAAUCUUCGCCCGCAAGGUGGAUGACAACGUCGCUGAAGGCGACUUCAUGGGUACAGGAGGGGUGUACUGGUCCAAAGAUCGAUUGCCUGAAGUAUGCUACGUACUGAAGCAGAAGUUUUGGGGCAAAGGCCGCGCCACUGAGUUCUUGAAUGGAUUCCUGGAAGUGUGGUGGAAUAUGCCUCGGAUAAACAUUGAUAUGUGUGUUGAGACGAAGUUCCUGGACGCUGGGGAAAGAGGUGUGGUACCGGAGCGAUUGACUGCACCCAUCAAAGUUGAAGGAGGCGAUAGUCAAAACGUGGUGAAGAAGGCUGGCUUUAGCGACCGUGGGGAAGUCACAAUAUAUGACGAGAAGUAUAUUUUGUUCCGACUGCUUUCUCCAAAGUAG
Molecule: messenger RNA, 636 nt
Organism: Alternaria arborescens
Lineage: Eukaryota; Fungi; Ascomycota; Dothideomycetes; Pleosporales; Pleosporaceae
Exons: 1
Coding region: 1-636 (211 amino acids)
Molecular function (GO): acyltransferase activity, transferring groups other than amino-acyl groups
Source: RefSeq, a predicted model, not a curated record